Gongylonema pulchrum is the source of this 246-nucleotide messenger RNA. The record is from the annotation of a GenBank genome assembly. Lineage: Eukaryota; Metazoa; Nematoda; Chromadorea; Rhabditida; Gongylonematidae.
AGUCUCAAUGUUCCGGUGAGCGAUAUUUAUGAAGUGCGAUCAGAAUCAAUCAUUUGGGCUGUGAAACAGCUGCCGUGCCUCUGGGAUUUAUCAUCCGAGGAUUAUCGGGAUAGAGCAAAAAGGCGAGAGGGAUGGGCCAGCGUGAGCCGCAUGCUUAUCGAUCAGUUUGACAGCAAGGAAGAAGCGGAGCGUCUAAGCAUUGGUGAGUAUCUAUUCCCGCUCGAAUUUUUUCCUUUGCGGUGCUAA